AUGACUGAUGAGGAGAUUGGCAAGUACUUCGGUCAAUUUGGCAACUUUACUGAUUGUAAAAACGACUGUAUUGAAACAAUACUGACGUGCUAUUGUAACGAUGCGAUUCGCGAUCUGACGACGCAGUAUAAGAAUUAUCACGGUUACGCUUCCCUUAUCAUAUGCUCUUUCGGCACGCUCACCAAUAUGCUCAAUAUCGUCGUCCUUACAAGGAAAGAUACAAAAGCGGCAUCCAUAAAUCGAAUUCUCACCGGCCUGGCCGUGACGGAUGCGUUGGUGAUGUUGGAGUACAUUCCUUUUGCGAUUUAUAAAUAUUUCUUAUUACCGGAGCGUAGAAUCUUCCCGUAUGGAUGGGCUGUGUUCGUACUGUUUCAUAUGCAUUUCACGCAGCUUUUUCAUACGAUCAGUAUCGCUCUCACACUCACUUUAGCCGUUUGGAGAUACAUCGCCAUCAGUUCAUUAUGUCAGAUAAAGACAAAGAUCAUUUAUGAGAACGGUAUCAAAGAGAUCUUGUACCACGUGGACACCGAUUCUAUUGAUAAAGAAUUCCUGUAUCAAUUAAAUUUCUGGAUACUUAGUGUAGUUGUUAAGCUCUUACCGUGUGUCCUUCUUACUAUCAUCAUUUGUUGGCUGAUAAAAGCCCUUUAUAGGGCAAAGGGUAGGAAACAAAUUUUGAAGAGCUACAACCAUUGCGCGAAAGUGGCUAAACCAACCUCAUCAUCGGGAAUCUCCGAUCUCGAGAAUUACGAUAUAUCGUUUGAUAUUAAAAAAGACGAAUGCUCGCGACGGGUGAGUAAAUCUGACAAACGAACGGACAGAACAACGAGGAUGCUUGUAGCGGUGUUACUGCUAUUCCUAAUAACGGAGAUUCCUCAAGGCGUUCUGGGUUUACUUUCCGCGGCUCUGGGCGAUUGUUUUUUUCGUAAUUGUUAUCACAGGUUUGGGGAAAUGAUGGAUAUCUGUGCGUUAUUAAACGGCAGCAUAAAUUUUAUCUUAUAUUGCUUUAUGUCGCGGCAAUUUCGUAUGAUUUUUGGACAAUUAUUCAAACCUAGGAUUAUAAGCAACUGGCCAACGCUGAACCAACACCAAACCGAUGUACAAAGCACGUAUGUUUAACACAAGAGAUUUUUGGAAUGUUCUCUCUCUGUUUUUCGAAAGUAAAAUUUGAGCAUGCAAUCUAAUUAUAAUAAUAUAUAUAAUUAUAAUUAUUAAAUAUAUAACAUCAUAUGAUUAAUAAAAAGUUAAAAAUGAUCUUGAAUCCAUCCAGAUAAAAAAAAAAAUAUUUUAAAUCAGCA
Messenger RNA from Formica exsecta, 1295 nucleotides. Its product is annotated as sex peptide receptor. Gene Ontology annotation, molecular function: G protein-coupled peptide receptor activity. The coding region runs from base 1 to 1116 and encodes 371 amino acids. Gene Ontology annotation, biological process: G protein-coupled receptor signaling pathway. The transcript has 3 exons. The record is from RefSeq and is a predicted model, not a curated record. Gene Ontology annotation, cellular component: membrane. NCBI's taxonomy places the organism in Eukaryota, Metazoa, Arthropoda, Insecta, Hymenoptera, Formicidae.